Molecule: messenger RNA, 1499 nt
Organism: Geodia barretti
Lineage: Eukaryota; Metazoa; Porifera; Demospongiae; Tetractinellida; Geodiidae
Source: the annotation of a GenBank genome assembly
CAGGAGUAAGGUUCCUCCUGAAUUCAUCGUCCAACACAACGAGAAUGCCAACCCGCCCACAUUCUUCCUCACCAUGGAAACGCUAUUGUCUCGUAUGGAGUCGGAGGGGAGGGUUGACAUGGAGUACCUCGACUCCGUUUACCCCAGACUCCAAGUCUGGUACUCAUGGUUCAACUCCACACAGUCGGGGCAACGACCUCUGACCUAUCGUUGGAGAGGUAGAAAUGCCACCACUGACAGGGAACUGAACCCUAAGACACUGACGUCCGGGCUGGAUGACUCUCCGAGAGCCACUCACCCUGCCACUGAUGAGUACCACGUUGAUCUCUACUGCUGGAUGACUCUUGCUAGUGGUGUGAUGGCCAAAAUGGCCGACCUCCUCAAUAAGGACUCCAGUUACUACUGGGCCACUUACAGAGCUCUAGCUGACCCCAGGAACCUUGACUCACUACACUGGGACAAACACACCAUGUUGACGAAUUUCCCUCCGCAAGUCCAAGACACCUCGUCCCUUCCUCGUUCCCCUGCGACGCAAUCUCGUCGCAAGCCACUCCCACUUCAGUCGGUGCCACUAGACGAAUCGUUCGGCGUUGCCACUCCCUCCAGGCCCACGGCAACCGAUAACAGACCACUUCCGAAGACACGAAAGUUUACAAACUCCGAGGCAGUAGAACAGGAAGUGGGUGUGGCUCCGGGAGGAUCAAGGGAGAGAUCUCGUUCGCCGACUGUCCCCCGACCGCCCGUGAAACACGUCCACCAGCGCAGCAGUGGAGGAGGAGAGGAGGGAGAACGUGUGGCUGCUGAAAAACCCCCACCUCGUGUCCCCACCAGAGCCGUUUCAGUCACCCACCCCUCGCAGCAGUUUGAGGAUUCCCCGGCCGUACCGCCACGACGAGACCAGUCCAGCUUCACCGUCAGUCUCCCAGCCACCGAGUUCCAGUUCGACAAACCUCUAGUCCCUCCAAAACCCCGCGUUCUUGAGCACAAACCCAACCAUUCGGGCGGUGCUGUGGGUGGAAUUCAGUAUGCCACCAUGAGAUUCUCGCACACUGAAGACGUCGACUCAAACUAUACUCAAGUGUAUCCAAAUCAGCGAACCACGUCUGUCGCAUCCAGCGCAGGAGAAAGCGGAGGAGGUGGGGGGAAGGGAGAGGGGGUGACAGACGCAACGAAAGUGGUGUACCAGUCAAUAGAUUUCGAUGUGACUGAAGGCCUCAGGAAGACGAAGGAAGACAGAGAUAAUCAGAGAAAUCGAGAGAUCGAAUGGCUGCAGCGGGAGCAAAACCUCCUCAAGACCACUCUGACAUGUACGGCUAAAUAGCCAGAGACUAAAUCCUAUCAUCAUACAUGUUUGAAUGAGAGAUGUGUAUUCUAUGUACAGUAUAAUAGUGUAUUGCGGUAAUUUUAAUCUCAGAGCCUUUUUAUAUCCUUCACGUUCAUUUUUUCGGUACAUUUGAGUCAUUUUUAUGAUUGUAAAUUACUUACCUUCCUUAUCGACA